This is a messenger RNA of Ziziphus jujuba (common jujube), 2251 nucleotides long. RefSeq names its product ferrochelatase-2, chloroplastic. NCBI's taxonomy places the organism in Eukaryota, Viridiplantae, Streptophyta, Magnoliopsida, Rosales, Rhamnaceae. Gene Ontology annotation, biological process: heme biosynthetic process. The record is from RefSeq and is a predicted model, not a curated record. Bases 640 to 2106 code for a protein of 488 amino acids. Gene Ontology annotation, molecular function: protoporphyrin ferrochelatase activity. The transcript is spliced from 11 exons.
AAAAUGGCGGGUUUACUUUGUUUACACGCAGGCGAUGCAAAAACCGAUUCGAAGCUAAUCGUUGACCGUCUCCAAUUUCCGAUUCUGGAUUCUUCGCCUUCCGGCACUGAAUUUUCAUUCAACAACUAAAAUCUCAAAAUGAUUAAAGUGCUGAAAUUUCUGCUGCUCUCCUCGUUGGUUAAGAUGGCGGUGGUGGUUGCUGCUAUCGUGCGCACCUGGUCCAAUUUCCCUUUCCGAAGAGAAAUGCCACGUCAGCAAAAGAGUAAAAGGGUUAGCAGCUGACAAAAGAGGAAGAUUUGUGGGUGUGGUGCGUGUGGGGAAAGAGGGUGGGUGAGUCGGUGAGUUGUUUGGUCAGGUCUGCUACGCUCAAGUCAAACACCCACAACGGACUCCUCUGGACUUGUUCUUCCUUUCUCUUUAUAAAAACAAAACUCCCAUAUUCUUUGAUUCACCAAACCAAAAAAUAAAAAAAUAAAAAAAAAAUUCCAUAUUCUUUCCCAUAUCUCUCUCUCUCUCUCUCUCUCUCUCCCCCCCCCCCCCCCCCCCCCCCCUCCCCCCCGCGGGUCAAAUUCCCACAACCCGUCUCCGCGACGCACAAUCACCCAGGUUUCUGACUAAUAUUUGCACCACUUUCACGCCAUGGAUGUGACCUCCUGCUCCAGUGUUCUUCCCAAGACCAAGCUUUAUGGUCCGAAUUUUUACAAUUCAGAUGCCAAAUUUUCAUUGUCACACUCUUGCACCCGAUUCAGAACCUCUGUCUCAUGCCAUUCAUCUAAGAAUUCCCAGCAUAAUUCAACAACUCAACCACUGGCAAUGCUGUGUUCUAGCUCCAGGGAUAAUAGGCAGGCAACUUUUGGAGAAUCGCAUCAACCCAUUGACAAGAGAAACCCUGUUGGGAAAACAUUUUCUUCUGUGGGAGUUUGUGAAUAUGAUGGAACGCUGGUAGAAUCUCAUUCACAUGCAACAGAAGAAAAGAUUGGAGUGCUGCUUUUAAAUCUGGGAGGACCAGAAACGCUAAACGACGUUCAACCUUUCUUGUAUAACCUGUUUGCCGAUCCGGAUAUUAUCCGUCUACCAAGUUUGUUUCAGUUUAUCCGACGUCCAUUAGCUAAAUUAAUCUCUGUGCUUCGUGCUCCUAAAAGUAAAGAAGGAUAUGCUGCUAUAGGAGGUGGUUCACCUUUGCGUAAGAUCACAGAUGAGCAGGCACAUGCACUUAAAAUGGCUUUGGAAGCUAAGAAUUUGCAUGCAAAUGUCUAUAUUGGAAUGAGGUACUGGUAUCCAUUCACAGAGGAAGCAAUUCAGCAAAUUAAGAAGGAUAGGAUAACAAGGCUUGUUGUGCUGCCUCUUUAUCCACAGUUCUCCAUCUCUACAACUGGAUCUAGCAUACGUGUGCUUCAGAGUGAAUUCAGGGAAGAUGCCUAUCUGUCAAGGCUGCCUGUUUCAAUUAUAAAAUCAUGGUAUCAAAGAGAAGGUUAUAUUAAAUCUGUGGCUGACUUGAUAAUGAAGGAGCUAGAGAGUUUUACUGAGCCUGCAGAGGUUCGUAUAUUCUUCAGUGCACAUGGUGUUCCAGUCAGCUAUGUUGAAGAAGCAGGAGAUCCAUACAAAGAUCAAAUGGAGGAGUGCAUCUACUUAAUUAUGCAAGAGUUGAAAGCUAGAGGAGUCUAUAAUGAACAUACUCUUGCUUACCAGAGUCGAGUUGGUCCUGUACAAUGGUUGAAGCCCUACACUGAUGAAGUUAUCGUUGAGCUUGGUCAGAAAGGUGUGAAAAGUCUCCUAGCCGUUCCAAUCAGCUUUGUCAGUGAGCACAUUGAGACACUUGAAGAAAUAGAUAUGGAGUACAAGGAGUUGGCUCUUGAAUCUGGCAUUCAGAAUUGGGGUCGUGUUCCUGCUCUUAAUUGUACCUCUUCCUUCAUAACGGAUCUGGCAGAAGCAGUAGUAGAAGCUCUACCAUCAGCAAGAGCCUUGACAACUGCAACGAGUACCUCUCAAGAGAUUGAUCAUGACCCUGUCAGAUAUGCUAUUAAGUUGUUCUUUGGUUCCAUCCUAGCAUUUCUUUUGUUUUUAUCCCCAAAAAUGAUUACAGCUUUCAGGAAUCAUCUCAUUUGAGGGAGAACUACAUAUUUAAGCUGCUGCAAUAUUAAUUUUGAUACAUUAGUUGAGUUGGAGCUUUACCGGGUUUUCUUUAUAACACUCAAGACAAAUGCAUACAGAAUGGAUGAUUAAUUAGAUGGAAGUUUUUAUUUGGAUUCAA